This is a messenger RNA of Prorocentrum cordatum, 310 nucleotides long. The record is from the annotation of a GenBank genome assembly. Lineage: Eukaryota; Dinophyceae; Prorocentrales; Prorocentraceae.
AGGGCCGGCCGCCCUUGUCGCCGACGGGCCGCUCGCGAAGGCGCUGGAGGCCGCCGCAGCCCCACCACCGGGCGCGGGGCACGGGGCAGCCGCGGCAGCGGUAGGGCCGGCUGUGGUGGCGCCGGUGGACCCCGCCAGGGCCACAGCGGCCGCGCGGAGGUCGGCCGCUCCCGGAGCAGCUGCCCAGCCGCCGUCCCGCUCCGCGGGCGAAGAUGCGUCGUGCUGCUCCAGCCUCGCGCCUGCCGCGGGGAGCGGCGCGGGCGCCGCGUGCGAGGAGGACUCCCUGCGAGCGUGGGCGCAGCUGCUGGAG